UUUCGAGCGAGACUACGUGCGAUCUUGAAGGAAGAAGAAACACAUAAACAAUAAUACAAAGUUAAUUGGACAGACUUUGUCCAAUUUUUGUUGAAAUUUUAACGAAAUACUGCAGUUUUUAAACUCCAAAAGUGCUCGGGCGUUCGUGUGAUUAGUUUGCGCUAGUGGGUAUCGGUAAUUGUGAUGAAAUUCGAGCAAAAACGAGUUCCAAAUUAGGGACACAAAACAAAGAAUAUUAUUUUUGUCACCCCUCAAUGGAUGGUGCUUCUUUUUUGGGUGAUGCUUGAGCGAUAAUAAUAUGGAUGCGGUAAUUAUCAUCGUUGGGAAGAGGAGCUGCUGAAUUUCACAAUCAGAGGCAGAGCACGUGAAUGAUGCGAUUGAAGGGCAUCAAACCGUCGGCAAUCCUCGAGCAGGGGACAAAACGGUGCCGCCGGUCCGAAACCAAGCAGGAGGAAUGCCCGAAGAAGAAAAAGUUGGACCUAUGGAAAAAGAUUGUUUCAAUCCUGAAUAAGGCUGAAUCUAAACGGAGCGGCGAUGAUGAGCGUUUGCUUGGGAAUCAUAAAACACUGGUCAAGCAGAUUCUGGAGCGGAGGAAACGGAGGGUGGUCUAUAAGGAGCGGAUGCUGGAGAAGGAAGAUGAACCCGAGGAGAUAGAAACGAAAGCGCUGAGACUGGCUCAAGCGAUAGCAAGGUCGAAUCACUUGAUGGUAUACACCGGGGCCGGCAUUAGUACCUCGGCAAAGAUUCCGGAUUACCGUGGCAGUCAGGGCAUUUGGACACUGUUGGCACAAGGAAAGGAUAUAGGCGAGUAUGAUUUGUCGCUGGCAGAUCCGACAUACACUCACAUGGCACUGUCUGAGCUGCACCGAAGAGGAAUACUGAAGCAUGUAGUAUCUCAGAAUUGCGAUGGAUUGCAUCUAAGAUCCGGACUGCCAAGGUUUUGUCUAUCGGAAGUUCAUGGCAAUAUGUACGUCGAAGUGUGCAAGAAUUGUAAACCGAACGUCGAAUACUGGCGACUUUUUGAUACGACGCAACGCACGUCUACCCACAAGCACAAAACGAAUCGCCGGUGCAGGAAGUGCGGAAAACCUUUGAUCGAUACGAUCGUCCAUUUCGGCGAACGUGGGCAACUGAAGUGGCCAUUGAACUGGGCUGGAGCAACACCCCAUACCGAAAAGACUGAUGCCAUUCUUUGCCUGGGCUCUAGCCUCAAAGUCCUCCGAAAGUACAACUGGCUAUGGGCCAUCGAUAAGCCGAUCAAGAAACGUCCCAAACUGUUCAUCGUUAACUUGCAGUGGACGCCGAAGGAUAAGGUUUCGGCACUGAAGAUCAACGGAAAGUGCGACGAAGUUAUGAGACUGGUUAUGAAGCAUUUGAACAUCGACGUUCCGGAGUAUAAUCGAAUUAAGGAUCCUAUUUUUGCUCAUGCUACCCUUCUACUGCCCGAGGAACAGCAUACGGCUUCCCAGCCGAUGCUCAAGAAAGCCAUCAAGGACGAAAUCUGCGGGGAAAGCUCCUCCUCGAAUGGGUUCCAAGUUAAACAAGAACCUUUGGCAGACAAUGUGGAAGUUAAGAAAGAGCCUACGUUGCAGCAGAUUCCCCUACUUCUCAGUCCACCGUCCUUACUCACACCUCAGCAGCUCUAUAUCAAUAAUCUACUGCUGCAACAGCAACUCAACAAUUAUAACAUUGUCCUGAACGCAGCUCAACUGCAAAUCAAGAACGAAGCAAAUCCGGAUUCAACAACCUUACCGCCUAAGUUACCUGUCCCGCCUCUUGUUCCUUGUUCGCCGAAUGGCAUCCGUCCUGCGACCAGUCCUCAAUCCACACCUCACCAACAACCCAUUCCACAGUCACCUCCACCGGUGAACGUUAUAAAAAUCGACACCGCUUCUAGUCUGUUCGGGAACCUGCGUCACAUGAUGAACCCAGGCAUUGACCCCGGUUCACUCAAAUCACCCACUGCAACCGACCCCAAACCAAUGACCACGCCCAGCAAAAUUCACAUUCUUAUGAAGCCAUUUAUGCCAGCUGCUACAGACGUCCCCAAGCUUAUACCAUUGACAGUGCCAGUGAAACCCGAACCGGAUAAACCAAGUGACAACUGCACAGUGAAUCAAACAGAAACACCACUUAAUUUGCUACAAUCUUCAGACUCUACGGAAACAAAUACGGAGAAACAGUCAGCAUCAGUGUUUGAUGAUCCAGUAAAAAUCAGCGAGAGUCUUCCGGAUUGCAUUCUUCAACAGGACGAAACCGUUCAGAAACAGCCGGACGAAAAGGUACGAACAGACGUUCCGCCUGCUGAUGACGUAAAAUCGCUAAGCGACACGCCUUCAACCUUAUCCAAAUCGGAAACAGAUGGUCGUGUGGAAUCUAUCAACGAUCCACAGCAGUGUGAAACGGAUUCCACAUUGAGGGAUACUGAACAGACAUCAGCUAAAGCGGAAAAUAGCUUACCCAAUCACGUUGAAGUUUCAGGCGAAGUUGAACCUAAAUCGACCGAAGAAAAGGAUGAUAACCACGCAGAAUCCGAUAGUGUCGAAACAGGAACACCUCUUGUUUCUUCGGAACGUACCAAAAGUAUGGACAACUGUUGUGACAAGAUUGAAGAUCCAGGGAGAGAAAACUCUUUAGAGGCACCACCAGACACCAAAAGGUUGACCGGAUCGGAAGCAGAAACUACGGGAACUAAACCUGCAGAAGAUCCACAAGCCAGUCAACCGCCGCCUCCCAAUACGGUCAAAGUGAUCCUGAGCCAUAGUCCGAUCUUUAGUUUGUACGAAAGUGCUCCCAAGUUCGUCAACGGGUUCCCACCUGGAUUGACCCUCAUCAAUCCUAUCAAAUUUCAACUGCCGAUCAAACUACAACCCACUCCGAAUGCGGCGGGGGCAGCACCCAAUUCUCAACCGUUAGCCGGAACAACUGUUCCAACGAAAGUUCUCGGGGACAGUAACAACAAGAAUGUUCCAGUUCCACCAACCAAUCCGAUUGAUAGGAAAAUUCUGGCUGCCAGCAGAAUCAUUCUUGGAGGACAGCAACCCAUACUACCACGUUUGGUAACACCUUCGAGAGGAACUUCAGAGCUCAAAAGCUUCCGCUUGCGGAGUCCACAGAACAAUAUCCCAGGCAACAAGGAUGUCGUUGACCCUCCGAGGCCUAUUGGGCCAUCAAUUUCAAAAGUAGCUAGUCCUCCGCAUUCUACUAACGGAUUGCUUGUACGACCUCCACUGAUAGUCAAUGGUGCCGUACCUUCACCGCUUAUGAUCAACGGUAUGCCCGCCAUUAUUACCUCCAAUGUGGGGACAAACGCCCAGAAAGCCAUUCCAGUAAACCCGGCUCAUCGAUUCCCAAUAGCCUACGUGUUGAACAAUGGCAUGCAAAACCAAACCGGGAAUAUUGUCCUACUCACGGCACCUCCAAGACCUAUGAGUCCUACAAAAGUAUUUACUCCCAGUUUUCCUCAAGUUCCUAUCCAAAAAACACCAACCAAGCUACCACAGACUCCUCCCGAUUCCACACCGGAUCAGUCGAUCCAGGAUACCUCGACAGCAGAUAUGAAACCACAUCCUCCUCCUCCCACGGAUGAUGAGUCCCGACAAACACCAUCCAAAACUGCCCGAAGAUCUAGAAGGAUAGAAUCAACCACGAACGACGAAAAUACUCCAGCCGUCACGGAUUGUACCGUGGAGUCAACCCCCGAUAAAGUCACCUUGGAGACUCCUCAGAAGACGGAUGUGGAUUCGACACCCGACGAGACAACUCCAUCUCCCGGACGGACGCGUAGUUUCCGAAUUCGCAAGAAAACCGACUUCCUCAACAUCAAACACCCGGAGAAGAAACGUCCGAAAAAGGAUCCGCCUAAGGAUGUGACGCCGAACGCCACGAAGCAAGAUGUUAAGCAGGAUGAUUCAGCGGCAAAAGAACCACAGCAAACGCCCACUAAACCGGUUGCAGGACAACCUACAGUGCUACAAACGAUUGUUAUGUCUCCGAGCGGUGCUUCAUUUCUACGGACACCUCCUACGUCACCGGCAGGAUCGACCAUACCCAUGAGAAGUUUCCUCACGUUCACACCCCCGGGCGGAUACCUCCAGCAGUUUGUCACAACGUCGACGUUGCAGGGCGGAGUUGCCGAAUCCGCCCAAGAGAAGGUGAAACGUAUCCUCAACUACUGCAAGGUCCUGCAGGCACAGGGUUCCGGCCAGUUGCCCCAGUGGUACGACGUGAAUUACGCCUACUCUGGGUUGCACAGCAUCAUCCACCCACCGCCACCGAAUGUGAACCUGUGGGGAGGCUCACCGAACAAGCAGCAACGCGAAGCCGCCGUCGAGUGUAAGUUCUGCUUCGAAAACUACCGGCAGCCCGUGUGUCAAUUCUACGCCACGCAGCCGGCGGAAUUCGCCGUGAAAUCGAUGCGCCGUGGAAAGACCAUCGUUUGCGAGUGCUGCGAUUUCUCCGACGAAGAGGAUGAGCAGCAGGAUGAGAUUAAGACGGAAGAGGAGGAUAAGGAAGACGCGGAAGAGAAAGUACCGAAGGACGAGCAGGUCGAGGUCAAAGAAGAGAUCAAUCCGGUUCCAUCGACCUCCAAGGAGGAAAUCAAGAGUGAACUGGAGUCCGAUGCGUCGGAGGAAAAACCGCUGGAUAAACGGCAAUUGGACGAAGCUGGAGCAAGGCAGAAGCGAUUGACUGUAAGGCAAGAGCAAACGCCAGUGGUUAGUAAGGAGAGUUCGGUCAAGGCGAUCGUAGGUAAAAAGAGUCGCGUCAGGCCGGGUUGGUACGGUAAAGGUUACGGUAAGUUACGGAAGAAGAAGAAGCGUUUUGUCUAGAAAGUUACUUUAAGUCACAGGAGAGGAUUGCUGCAUUUCUUUCAGGAUUUCGACUUUUGUGUCAUGUGUGCAUUUUUAUGUUUAAUAUGUAGUCUCACAUUGUUCGACAAAUACCGUGUGAAGUUUGAUAAAGCAUUCAUUGUUGCCGUAUGCCGUAUUCGUCACUAAACUUAAAUUAUGUUUGUACCAGUUAGCCUUUUUGAGAAGGCGUCCGGUUGCUUACUUGGAAAUGAUGAGUUCGAUUCUCUAUAUCGAACCUAUCGAGCCACCAAAUUGCGAUUGAAGAACACAAACUCAAUAUAUUUUUUUAAAUUUUCCUCAGACACUCGCACUAAGUGAUCAGCCCACUGAUGUCUGUCUCAUGUCGAUAUGCUGAAUAAUAUUCCCACAUAUGUGCGCUCAAUAUAUCUCGUGAUUUAAGAGUUUGCGCCACACACUAUUUUCUUAUUUUCUAGAAAGUAUUGUCUGCAAUUUGGGUAUUUUUGACAACAGAUCAUCAAUUCGGGUUAUUCCUGCUCUGCACGCUUCACAUGGAUUAUAGUCGAAUAGUGUUGUCGACUUGUGUUCGCGAUG
Aedes aegypti (yellow fever mosquito) is the source of this 5402-nucleotide messenger RNA. RefSeq lists its product as uncharacterized. NCBI's taxonomy places the organism in Eukaryota, Metazoa, Arthropoda, Insecta, Diptera, Culicidae. Bases 369 to 4829 code for a protein of 1486 amino acids. The transcript has 4 exons. Gene Ontology annotation, molecular function: NAD+ binding. The record is from RefSeq and is a predicted model, not a curated record.